AUGAAUUCAACUUCCUGUGAGCUCCUCGGGGAGGACUACAUUCUCCGACAAAGAAAGGAUACCAAGCUUCCUCCAAUUCGGAAGCGUAUCAUCAUCUGCUGCGAUGGUACAUGGCAAUCGGCGGUCUCUGGGAAGAAAAGUGUCCCUUCCAACGUCACCAGACUUUGUCGCUCUCUGAAUAGCAUCGGCACCGACGAGAAUGGCGACAAAUGGCAACAGAUUGUGUGGUAUGACUCGGGUGUUGGAACUACUGCACUCCCCAUGGGAGACGCUAUCGAAGGUGCUAUUGGUAAAGGUCUAGAAGGAAAUGUCAUCGAGGCAUAUAACUUCUGUGUCCUGAACUAUAACCCUGGUGAUAAAAUCAUGUGCUUUGGCUUUUCCCGCGGUGCUUAUACCGCCCGGACAAUUGCUGGUUUAAUUUCAGAUAUUGGAAUUUGCCACAAGCGUGACUUGAAUAAGUUUCCGGAUCUUUGGGCUGUUUACAAAAACAUCAAGCCUGGAAAGCGAUUCCAUCGCAGCGACGAAUGGUUUGAUUGGAGGUGGGGGAAAGCGGACGAACACCAAGGGGCGAAAGGAGAGUUUGUUUACCAAAAGCCUCCGCAAGGUGAUUGGGCCCAGGAGGGCUCCAGAGAAGUGGAGGUGGUCGGUGUCUACGACACUGUUGGGUCUUUGGGGAUGCCGGAAGUCCUGGGCAUCAAACUUCCCUCGAAUGAUGGCUGGCAUAACGUUGGACUUUCACCUAAUAUCAAAAAUGCGUUCCAAGCAUUAGCACUGGAUGAACAUCGCAAUGCCUUUUCCCCGGCAGUUUGGUAUUUGUCUAAUAAAACCGCAACACUGGAGGAAGUUAAGGCCAGAAAACAAGAGGAGACCCUAGCCGAGAAGAAAUACUGGAGGCUUUUAAAACAAGCUAAAGACCUCAAGGCCUGUGGAAAGGCCACCGAUCAGGAUGUGAACGACGCUGCACACGAAGUUAAUCAAGCUGCCAGGGCCUGGAAUAAGGCCUCUCGCAGGCGAGUGAAAUUCCAAAACCGAGUUGAGUUACACCCAACCCUUAAGCAGGUUUGGUUCCCUGGCUAUCACAUCAAUGUUGGUGGGGGCUCUAGCGAAACUCUUGCCAACAAGGGUGAUAUGGAAGAAAUGUCCAAUAUUGUCUUCUCUUGGAUGUUGGACCAGGUUGACGAGUUUCUUUCUGUCGAUGAGAGCUUCAUUAUCGAUGAGCAGAACCAACGAGAGGAGAAAUAUGUCCAAUUGAACCAAAUAUUGGAUGAAUAUGAUGCCAGAAUAACGGUCCAAAAGACAGAGUCCUGGGGAAAUUGGGCAUGGCGCCAUGCCAAGUCAACAGUUUCUGCUAUCACCCACCCUCUCACACCCACCAACGAACCGGCUUACAAGAAACGUCGCGUUUAUGGCUGGGGGGUGGGAGAGAUGGAAGACAGCUUUACCCCUAUGUACUGGGCAAAUGGAAGCAAGAAGCGUACGCCGGGCGCGUAUGAUAUCGCAGAAGAUGGCAAGCCUCUAGGAGACACAUUCGAGUUCAUUCAUCCGGUUGUCAACUUCCGAGUCGAACAAUUCAGAAAGAUGAACCAAGAGGACGGCAAACACCCCAUCUACAAACCAAUCGACUUAAGUCCGAGCAUGAGAUAUUCUCGUCGGGAAAUGGUCGACGCUCGAGGGAAUCCAUUCUUCGAAUAUGACAUCGGUUCCUCCAAGCGACCCCUUCCUGAGUGGAAACUGGGCGGACUCGAUUCCUAUGAGCGACUUGCCAUAGCUGGAGAUAAAGCCUAUGAUUAUGUUGAUGACCUAGAUGAUCGGCUGAAAACAGGUGUGCGGACGGUUCGCCGGCCUCUGGGACCUCGUGCGAAAAAGGAGCCAGUUGAGCAGCCAUUAGGCGAGACCUUCACCGACGGGGGGGCUCAAGCCAAUGAUUGA
This is a messenger RNA of Penicillium waksmanii, 1929 nucleotides long. Its product is annotated as T6SS phospholipase effector Tle1-like catalytic domain-containing protein. NCBI's taxonomy places the organism in Eukaryota, Fungi, Ascomycota, Eurotiomycetes, Eurotiales, Aspergillaceae. The record is from RefSeq and is a predicted model, not a curated record. The transcript is spliced from 2 exons. Bases 1 to 1929 code for a protein of 642 amino acids.